AUUACCAAGGAUAUUAUUUUGACGACAAUAAUACAAAUACAUGCAGAUGAAAACUGCUCCUGUUUUACAUGCACAUUUAUUUGGCAGAAACAAAAAUGGAACAGGCAAUAUCGAAAUCUUGAUAUUUUGGCCGGACCUAUUAUUAUACGUCUGUUGUUGUUUCACCGGAAGAUGUUUUGUGAUGUACUACUUGGUAGCCGUGUCGUCGACUGAGGAGGACCACUGAGAACAAGUUUGCACGAAUUGUAUAAUGCAUAUAGCUAACGCGCUUGAUUAGCAGUUUUACUCAUACAUUCUAUGCUUCACAUCGGCACAGCACGAAACCAAGAUAUAUACGGAAUUUGAGCAGACUUGUCCUGCCCAGCCAUGGCAGCGUUGUCAGAGGAGGUGCUGCUGGUUGUGAAGAGGGUCCGACAGAGGAAGCAGGAUGGGACGCUCUACCUGAUGGCUGAGAGGAUAGCCUGGGGACCGGAAGGAAAAGACCGCUUCACUGUCAGCCACCUGUACGCAGACAUACGCUGUCAGAAGAUCAGCCCGGACGGCAAGGCCAAGAUUCAGCUGCAGUUGGUCCUCCACACGGGGGAGAGCACCAACUUCCACUUCUCCAAUGAGAGCACAGCCCUGAGGGACCGCGACGCAGCCAAGGACCUGCUGCAGCAGCUGCUGCCCAAGUUCAAGAAGAGGGCCAACAAGGAGCUGGAGGAGAAAAACAGAAUGUUACAAGAAGAUCCGGUGCUGUUCCAGCUCUACAAGGAUCUGGUGGUGAGUCAGGUGAUCAGCGCUGAGGAAUUCUGGGCCAAUCGGCUGAGCCUGAACAAUGUGGACCACUCUGCCUCCAACAACAAGCAGGAAGUCGGCAUCUCUGCAGCCUUCCUGGCAGACAUCCGGCCACAGACUGAUGGCUGUAACGGCCUGAGGUACAACCUUACGUCUGACAUCAUAGAGUCAAUCUUCAGGACAUACCCUGCUGUGAAACAGAAGUAUGCUGAGAACGUUCCUCACAACCUGACCGAGAAGGAGUUCUGGACGCGGUUCUUCCAGUCGCACUACUUCCACCGGGACCGAAUCAGCACCGGCCUGCAGGACAUCUUCUCGGAGUGCGCCAAGCAGGAUGAGAAGGGCCUGAGGUCCAUGGUGGUCCAAGGAGUGAAGAAUCCUCUGGUGGACCUGUUGUCACUGGAGGACAAGACGUUAGACGAGGGCUAUGGAUCUAACUCCAUGGCACCUUCCACGUCCAGCGCUAACAAGACGGUGAAGGAGAAUAGUAACUCUGCCAUCAUCAAGAGGUUCAACCAUCACAGUGCCAUGGUCCUGGCCGCAGGAGCUGGCAAGAAGGCGGAUGCGCCUAACGACCAGGCCAGUGAAACCAGCAGUACGGACGGAAACUCCAGGGACUCCGACUUCUUCCAGCCACCUGUUAAGAAGGUGAAAAUACAAGAGGCCAUAGAGUAUGAAGACCUUCACAUGGAGAACGGGAAGAAGACUGUUGCCCUGAACCUCAAAAAGUCAGAUAGGUACUCUCAUGGUCCAGUACCUCUCUUGCCCCAACAGUACACCACCAGUCAAGACAUCAUCAACUCAGUCAACUGUAUCCAGCAGGAAAUAGCCAACUACAAACCCUGCCUCACUCAGGUGAUGUCCAGCAGUACAGCCAGUUCUGCCAUCGCUGCCCUUUCCCCAGGAGGUCUACUCAUGCAGGCAGGGUCGCAGCAGGCCAUUAACCAGAUGGUGCCCAGUGAUGUUCAGGGGGAGCUGAAACAUCUGUACACGGCUGCGGGAGAGCUGCUGAGACACUUCUGGUCCUGUUUUCCUGUUAACACACCCUUCCUGGAGGAGAAGGUGGUGAAGAUGAAGUCCAACCUGGAGAGAUUCCAGAUGACCAAGCUCCGCCCUUUCCAGGAGAAGAUCCAGCGACAGUACUUGAGCACUAACCUCACGGGACACCUGGAGGACAUGUUUCAGAUGGCCUACAAUAAAUUCCACGCCUGGCAAACACGUCAGAUGCUGAGGAAAACCUGAGAGGAAACCGGUCCGACAGACGGGUUGUCAUAGAGACGGGGGGAGGGUGGUGGUGGCAAUGACGUUGAAUGAACUAGGUGGCCGGACGGACCUUGGCCCUUACCGACCAGGCUGCCGUGACCGAGGAGACAUCGAGAACGCGGUUCAGUGUGUCCCAGUGGCUGGUUGAAGAUGGGGACCCAGACGGGCUCCUGAACUGGCACAUCUACCGGUUAGGCCGGCAGAGACUAACUCACUAACUUGAUUUCCAUCACAAAUUACUGUAAAUUAGUUUCUUUCCGUUUUUGUUUUUGCCGUUUUCCUUGUCAUGGGAAGAUGUUUGGAUGGCACUCCCCUUUAAGGGUUGGACGAACAAUGUAAAAACAAAAUUUAAAUUGUGUAAAACGACCAAAUUUCAGGCGCAAAGUCGAAAAAGGAACUCUCAGGAACUGAACAGACAAUGUAAAAUAAGCAAAAUACUUGUGGCGCUUUUAUCAGUAUUCAUUACACACACUCACAUUAGACCUAAAGGACUAGUUUGUGAUUUUAGAACUUCAUGUUAAAUGGUUCCUCAUCCUGAGAGUAGUGUUACUGUUUAGGAUGAAGAACUACUUAACCUUCAGUUGUAAAAUAGUAAGAAGCUCUUUUAAUGUUGGAGAUGGAGCUCUCGAAACAGGUGCAGUUCUGUCUUCCCUCCAGCCCCCCCAGGUAGGGGGCGGACCAGGCCCUGGAAGCCUGUAAUGUCUGCUAAUGAGGGCGGGCGGGCUGGCUGGUGAGUGAAUAUAGCAAUAAUGUAAAGACGUUUUUUUUUUUCUCACACUGUAGUGCAUUAUUAGGAUGGUUGCGUCCAAAAUGCCACACUAUUCUGUAGUAUACUGCUUCAGAUCAGAGCCCUGUGGGCCGGGUCAAAAGCAGUUCACUAUUUAGGGAAUAGGGUGUGAGACUGUGUGACUCUGCCCCAAUCACACUUGAAAGCUGCACUGGUUUGUAAUGUCUAUUCUGUACUUUCUUGGUCAGUGGUAUUCAAAUCUGGCUCUCCAAGCCGAUUCUGUUCCAUUUGUCCGUUGCAACCCCCUGAUCAGAGACUAAGCCUUCUGUUCUACCUCAUCAUUAAUUGCACCUACCUGGUGUCCCAGGUCUAAAAACAGUCCCUGAUUAGGGGGUUGCAAUUAAACAGUUGAGUGGGACUGGCUUCGAGGGCCAGAUUUGAACACCACUGUUCUGGAUGCACUGAAGACAAACUCUAAUGUCUGGAUGUAAUCUCAAACAUUAAAGUAAAAAUGUUCAUG
Molecule: messenger RNA, 3287 nt
Organism: Esox lucius (northern pike)
Lineage: Eukaryota; Metazoa; Chordata; Actinopteri; Esociformes; Esocidae
Gene: gtf2h1
Product: general transcription factor IIH, polypeptide 1
Exons: 15
Coding region: 367-2019 (550 amino acids)
Biological process (GO): nucleotide-excision repair; transcription by RNA polymerase II; transcription by RNA polymerase I
Cellular component (GO): transcription factor TFIIH holo complex; transcription factor TFIIH core complex
Source: RefSeq, a predicted model, not a curated record